AUGCAGCAAUUUCUGGCACAGAGUGCCAUUGCUACCGCUCUUACCGCUCCUGCCAGACUCUCAGGCAGCCAGAUCAUCAAUUUCUGGAGGACGGGUAAGUAUGACAAUGGUGGUGAAGAUGGAUCACCAUUGGACAUGCUACAGUCUAAAAAGAAGACAAAGUCUGAUAAAACAGCAAACUCUGAUGCUGUAAACUCUGAUCCCAUAAACACUGAUCCUUUAAACACUGAAGCUGCUUCUCCUCAAAAGCAGAAAAGAAGAAGACUGGUUGCAGCCUAUGAUUAUGAUGAUCUUGAACCUGCACAUGCCGUAAACUCUGAACCUAUUCCUACAACAGACACUGAACCUGUUCAGACCAGUCCUCAACAAAAGCCAGCUAGAUUCAAAAGAAGGGCUCAAAAGCCUGCAAGGGCAAAGGAUGCCAUUGUUCAUGAUACAGCUCCAGAAAACUACAAGUCUGAUGUAGUUGAUGAAUCUGACAAAGUAGCUUUGGAAGCUCUGCAGUCUCUUGCUAAGGCUGGUGAAGAGCCUAGCAAAUCACAGUUUAAAACUCAAGAAAAAUCUGCUCAAGAUACUGUUGAGAAAGUUGCUGAUCCUGCAUCUGAUAAUGAUGAGGAUGAUGAAAGUUCAGAUGAUGACAAUGAUGAAAAUGAUACUGAAGUUCCUCAGUCACAUCUACAACAAAAGUGGGAGUCUACCAGCCAUUCUGCUGCAGGACCCUAA
Messenger RNA from Daucus carota subsp. sativus, 723 nucleotides. Its product is annotated as nucleolin 2-like. The transcript is spliced from 4 exons. The coding region runs from base 1 to 723 and encodes 240 amino acids. The record is from RefSeq and is a predicted model, not a curated record. NCBI's taxonomy places the organism in Eukaryota, Viridiplantae, Streptophyta, Magnoliopsida, Apiales, Apiaceae.